Molecule: messenger RNA, 2433 nt
Organism: Papaver somniferum (opium poppy)
Lineage: Eukaryota; Viridiplantae; Streptophyta; Magnoliopsida; Ranunculales; Papaveraceae
Product: ataxin-10-like
Exons: 2
Coding region: 809-1774 (321 amino acids)
Cellular component (GO): cytosol
Source: RefSeq, a predicted model, not a curated record
GCUGGGCAGUUUUUCAGUUCUAGGGUUUCGUUUAUUUGGAUUAUUAGUUUCUUUUGUUUUUGUUAUUUAUGAUGAAUGAUAAAGAAGAACUAUGUUUAAUGGUCAUUUGAAAGUGUAAUGGAAAACUAUGAAAGACACCUUCUUCUUUUUUUCACAGUUGAAUUUGUUUGAUUCAUUGUAUUAGUAAUUUGGUGCGGUUUUCUUGUUUUUGCUUUCAUGAUUGAUUAUCUCCUUCUUGGAGUUAAAAGUUUGUAGCUAGGUAUGAUUAAUCCCAGAUGCUAGGCAGUCAAUGCUUGCUGAAAAUUCAUUUGUAAUCCUAUUUAGUUACAUUUUUAAGUUCUAGGAAUUACAUACAGAGACAAAGAGAAAGAGAAGAAGUAGAGGUUGGGGAGCUUAUUGAAAGCAUGUGCAUCGGGCCUGCCAAACCCCUAGCAUCUGUAAGCUUACUUCACAUGCAUUGAGUUCUUCUUCUUCUUGUUUUUCUUUUCCUCAUCAAUGAUUUUCUUUCUGCCUCACGACUCAGGACCAUUAUUUGAGUAGAUUUUCUUCACUGAUUAAUUUUGUUCAUUAUUUUUGAGUUUUUGCUAGUUUAGGGUUUUUUGAAAGACUUAUCUAGGGUUUGAGAGACAUGAUGUGACGAAGUUUUGUAGUAAUUGAAUUGGUUUGCUUAAUGAGAUACUUCUUUGUGUCAGUUUCAUGGUUGUGUUUCUUAAUAUUCUUUACUGUAAAUUUCAUGGUAGCUGAUUUAUAGAACUCAUUUUCAUAGGUUAGUAACUUCCAGGUCCUUCACGACUCUUGUGUUUAAGAGAUGGAGAAUACGUCGCCUCUGACAUUGGUUGUGCCUGAGCACAUUCUUGGCCCGUUGUUUGUUAGUGCAAAUUGUGCCAAAUUAGACCAAGCCCUUGAAAAUCUUAAAGAAACUGCUAAAACUCCUGACGGUCGUUUGAAACUUUCUUCAGUGAAGAUCCUACCUAUAGUUCUUGACCUCACAAGGUCUCAAAUCUUCUCUUCAAAUCAUUAUAUUCUAUUGUUGUCUUUUAAACUUCUUAGAGACCUUUGUGCGGGAGAAAUAUUGAAUCAAAAUUGCUUUAUAGAGGAAGAUGGGGUCAACGUUGUUGCUAGGGCAUUGGAUUUAAUUAAUUUUGAUGCUAACUCUAGUGAUGAGAUUAUCGAGAUUAUCAGGUUUGGCUUGGAGCUUCUAGGAAAUGUAUGUGGAGCAGGGGAAGAACAUCAGGCUGCUGUUUGGUCUCAACUUUUUCCUGUUGUAUUUAAAGAUAUUGCUGGGCUUCGGGUGAAAAAAACUUCUGAUGUACUGAGUAUGGUUAUAUAUUCUUGCUGCCACGGAAGUAGUGAAAUAAUGAGACAGCUUUGUGAGGUUCCAGGCUUACGGAUUGUUGCAGAAAUUGUUAGAACUGCUUCAAGAGAUGGUCUUGAAGAAGAUUGGUUGUUGGGGCUUCUUGCAAAAAUCUGCCUCGAGGAAGCUUAUUUUUCACCAUUAUUUUUUAUGUUGAGCACAACUGGUGCACACGAGCAGAACAAUAAUUUGAAGGAGACUGGUGACAUCUUUACCCUAGAAAAUGGAUUUCUAUUGAGUAUCCUCUUUGGGAGCUUGAACAAGAAACGUGAUGAAAAUGUAUCCAAGGAGUUCGCUCUCUCCAUUCUUGGAAUACUGAAGAGAGUUGUUACAGUAGUUAAUUUUUUCUCGAGAGGCCAAUCUACGCUUCCAACUGGUGCUCCUGCAGUUGAUAUUCUUGGUAUUCAAUUAACAUUUUAAGGGAUAUUUGUGCACAUGAUAGAGAUAAUUUAGGAACUGAAGAAUCAGUUGCUAUUGUUGAUUUAUUACUGUCAUCAGGACUUUUAGAUCUUCUUAUAGAUUUUCUUCGUGAGCUGGGUCCCCCUUUGACAAUCAAGAAAUCUAUUCGACAAGAGAGCACAUCUAUACAAUUGAAGGUUUGCCCUUAUAAAGGGUUUAGGAGGGAUAUAGUUGCUGUUAUCGCUAAUUGUUUGUACGGGAUGAAGCAUGUGCAAGAUGAAAUUAGGCAGAAAGAUGCUAUCCUUUUGCUGUUGCAACAGUGUGUUACUGAUGAUUAUAAUGAGUUUUUGAGGGAAUAUGGAAUACGGGCAGUGAGGAAUUUGCUUGAGGGAAACGAAGAGAACCAAAAAGUAGUCGCAGAAUUGGAGAUUCAAGGGUCUGCAAAUGUUCCUGAACUUGCUGAGCUUGGGUUUCAGAUGGAACUAGACCCGCAUACUCGGCGUGCUAAGCUUGUCAACAUCUCACCGUGUUAGAUGCUCCUGAACUUGGUGAGCUUGGCUUUCUUGUUUCUUUUGUUUUUGUUGUUUAUGAGAACUAUGUCCAACGGUCAACUGAAAGCAGUUUAAUGCAAACUAUGGAUGAAACCCUUUUUUUUAAUGCUCAGAGUUAGAUUUGUUGUA